UAUUUUUAAAUCUGAAGUAAAAAUAUUAUAAAGUAUUAUUGCUUAUUAUGCAAAUUCAUAAUUAGGUCGCGGAUUGCCCAUGUAUUUCUCAAAUAUUCUUAAUAUUCGAAUAUACGUUUCACUGCACCUUUUUGCUGGGAAACGUUCUCUCGAUCAAUGGGUGACAGGAGCUUCAUUUCAUGGACCUCUGCUUAUGUCAAACAAACUGUCCUAAAGUAAAAUACAAUAAAAAAAAACAAAGUCAAUCGGUCCUUAGUUUUAUUGUAAAUUUUGCAAAAAUGCGUGAUAAUUUAAACCUCUUCACUUUGCAGGAGAGAAUAUUUCUUGUUAAAACUUUCUAUAAGAAUGAUUGUAAUGUUAAAAAUGUGAAAAGUCACUAUUUGUUGGAAUACGGAGAAUUAUUUGAUGAUGUACCUACCGACUCCAUUAUAUUUGAGGUUAUAAAUUUAUUUGAAGAAACAGGGAAUAUCAAGGAAAUCCCGGAAUAUAUCGAAAAAGAUAAAAAGCGAUGCAUCGAAGAUCUUAUUCAAAGCACGGUUCCUGUCCCUGACAAAAUACCUGAUGUUGAAAUUAACACUCCAUCGGAGGCACUUCAAAGUUUACCGAAGAAAAGAAAUUGUAUUCUGAAACGUUCUAAUGAAAUUCCUACGAGUAAUCAAAAGGAUAGCCCAAAAACUCACGAGAGAACUACUAAAAAACAACAAGAUGAAGCAACAAGUGUCAGUCAUGAGAAAACUACAGAAAUCGGAAUUAAGGCAGAGACGGGAAUAUCCUUAUCCGAGAAAAAGAAAGAUAAGGAUAUAGCAAUUGACAUGUAUAUCUGUGAUAUCUGCAAAAAAACAUGUCAUUCCAAACGAGGAAUGCAGCUUCAUAUGGUGCGACAUAUAAAAAAGGAACAAAUAUUUUGCCAAUAUUGUCAAGAAAAAAUUUCUUCCAAGUAUCAGUUGAGGAUACAUAUUAAAGCCAAACAUGGAAAUGUUAAGAUCAAAAAGCAAAAGCCUGAGAUAUCAUGCAAUAUCUGCAUGAAAGUUUUCACACUGCCACAUCAUCUUCGACAACACAUGUUAAGGCAUUCGGAUAAAAAGGACAUGAUAUGCGAGAUAUGUGGAAAGGCCUUCAAGAGAAGACAAACACUGCUUCAUCAUAAGAAAGUUCAUACGGGUGAAAAACCAUUCAAAUGCGACUUUCCAAAUUGUGAAAGAGCUUUUAGGGACCGCAAUUCUAUUACAAUUCACAAAAGAUGCCACUUAGAUGAAAGGCCUUUCCCUUGCCACUACUGCGGCAAGUGUUUUAGAGAUAAAGGAACGCUUAGAAUUCACUAUCGACAACACACCGGAGAAAAUCCUUACAAAUGCGAAUUGUGUGGAAAGGAAACGAAGCAGAAACAAAAUCUCAAGAGUCACAUGAUGCAUUUUCAUCGCAUUAAAUAAAUUAAAGUUUAAUUCUGGAGAAA
This is a messenger RNA of Phlebotomus papatasi, 1453 nucleotides long. Its product is annotated as zinc finger protein 182-like. Gene Ontology annotation, biological process: regulation of transcription by RNA polymerase II. The record is from RefSeq and is a predicted model, not a curated record. The coding region runs from base 180 to 1430 and encodes 416 amino acids. The transcript has 3 exons. NCBI's taxonomy places the organism in Eukaryota, Metazoa, Arthropoda, Insecta, Diptera, Psychodidae. Gene Ontology annotation, molecular function: RNA polymerase II cis-regulatory region sequence-specific DNA binding; DNA-binding transcription factor activity.